Messenger RNA from Lineus longissimus, 1428 nucleotides. RefSeq lists its product as uncharacterized. Gene Ontology annotation, biological process: DNA integration. NCBI's taxonomy places the organism in Eukaryota, Metazoa, Nemertea, Pilidiophora, Heteronemertea, Lineidae. The transcript has 3 exons. The record is from RefSeq and is a predicted model, not a curated record. Bases 1 to 1428 code for a protein of 475 amino acids. Gene Ontology annotation, molecular function: nucleic acid binding.
AUGGCCGUGAAGGAUGUAAUAUUUUGGUCUGACAGCCUCGAUGUAAUCCACUGGAUCCAUGGUCAAACCCGACAGUACAAGCCGUUCAUCGCCCACCGAGUCUCAGAGAUACAACAGAAAACGCUCCCGUCUCAAUGGCAUCAUGUCCCUGGAGAACAGAAUCCUGCCGAUUUAGCCACCCGAGGAAGCAGUAUGACCAGCAUGUCAGAUAAGAGUGUAUGGACAGAAGGCCCUCAGUUUCUGUAUGGGGGGAGAGACAGCUGGCCAUCGCUAGGACCCCAGGCAACAUUUGAUCGUCAGUUGACAGCCAAAGCCCAAGAAGAGGUCAAGAAAACAGAUAUUGCCUGUGCUCAUGUCACUGGAAGUACAGACCCGGUCAACAACACCAUCUUUGAGUCUACUCGUUUUUCUACCUGGUCGAAGACGGUGAGAGUAACAGCGUGGGUGUUACGUUGGCGACGUCUGGUGACAGGCAGAAAACCUGCGGCACCCAGUUUAGAAGCUGAUGAAGUUCGAGCUGCUGAGAUGUAUUGGGUACGACACCUUCAGAGAAAGAACCAUCUCUGUACCCUGCUGAUACGACACUUCCACAAUCAACACCGCCACUCGAAAGGGGUUAAUGCACUGUUAGCAGAGACACGUCAACGUUUUUGGAUCCUAAGAGGCCGAGAGGAGAUCAAGCGUUUCAAGAGAAUGACAGCGCGGCGUGGUGUCCCUCAAGAGGUAGUAUCCGAUAAUGGCAGUAAUUUUGUGGGAGCUGAGCGGUACCUGGGAGAACUGAUUUCCGAGAUGAGUGAGGUGAAGAUUUUGGAGAAGGCCUCCAGCCUUGGCAUUAAGUGGCGUUUUAACCCCCCGUUAGGCUCACACCAUGGAGGAGUGUUUGAGGCAAUGGUGAAGUGUGCUAAGCAGUCGUUGAAGGCAAUCUUGGGAGAGGCUCAGGUAACUGACGAGGAACUGUUAACUGCUGUGAUUGAGGUUGAAGGUCUGCUGAACUCCCGUCCUAUUGUGUAUUGUGGAAACGACCCAGAGGAUGAAGUCUUGACACCUAAUCAUUUCUUACAUGGCCAAGCUGGUGGUCAGUUGUCCCCUGAGAUUCCCGCUGAGAUCGCCUUCAACCCGCGUCUUCGAUGGCGCUUUGUCCAGGAUUUAGUCCAGAAAGUGUGGCGGCGUUGGAUGAAGGAAUAUGUGACACUCUUACAGCAACGUCCAAAAUGGCUGACUCCACAACGUAGCUUAGAGAUAGAUGACAUCGUUCUAGUGGUAGAUCAGACAAACCCAAAAGGUCGUUGGCCUCUUGGCCGUGUGAUGCAAGUUUACCCAGGCAGUGAUGGUCGGACCAGAGUCGUCGACGUGGAAACCGGUGGAAAGAUUCUGAAACGCCCCAUUACGAGAUUGUGUCCCCUAGCUAUGGACCAGAUAAGGGUCUAG